GCUUUAUGCAAACUAUAGUUUUAUGGAGGAACAAGAUCCCUUUCUGAUAGUUAAAAGUCAAGUGGAGGAUAGUUUAGCUAAUGCCAACAAUCUAUUUGAAUCUUGGAAACGAAUUCAACAAACCGUUUCUUCACCCAAGAAUCAAGAAUUGUUAUGGACAGCAGAUGAGCUUGGUUCAGCAUUAGAAGCUAUCGAACAAGAUCUUGAUGAUCUCGAAGAAGCCUUUAUGGCAUCUCAAGCAAAUCCCUCACAGUUUAAUUUGACUCAAAAAGACCUUUCUUCCAGAAGACGGUUUUUGGAUAAUUCACGCAAUAGAAUACAAUCCAUAAGAAAUACACUGGCUAAUCCACCAGCCAAGAAUAAUAGUAAUAAACAUUUGGCCAAUCAAUCUAUAGAAACGAUACGUCAAAAUGAAAAUAGUCGAUUUAUUGAAAGUGAACAGCAACAACAGACGGUGAUGAUACAAGAACAAGAUCACCAUUUGGAUGCUAUGGGAAGUACCUUGAUCAAUUUAAAAGAGAUAGCCGGAACGAUGAAUAGAGAGAUUGAUGAUCAUGUCAUUCUACUGGAUGAUUUGGGUGAAAGAGUAGAUCGAUCAGAGGGGAGACUAAAGACGGCCAUGAGACGAGUGACAGAUAUUUUGAAAAAGGAAGAAGAAUCCAAGUCAGGUUAUUGUAUCUGUUGCCUUAUCAUCGUGUUGAUCAUAUUAUUAGUCCUUGUCAUCAUCAUGUAACUUUAAAAAAUCGAGUUCUAGACAACAAAGAGAGAUUUAGUAGCUAUUUUAUUUCUAAAUCAGAUUUUAUCAC
Molecule: messenger RNA, 806 nt
Organism: Rhizopus microsporus ATCC 52813
Lineage: Eukaryota; Fungi; Mucoromycota; Mucoromycetes; Mucorales; Rhizopodaceae
Exons: 6
Coding region: 23-733 (236 amino acids)
Biological process (GO): vesicle fusion; intracellular protein transport; Golgi vesicle transport
Cellular component (GO): endomembrane system; SNARE complex; membrane
Molecular function (GO): SNARE binding; SNAP receptor activity
Source: RefSeq, a predicted model, not a curated record